This is a messenger RNA of Apodemus sylvaticus (European woodmouse), 6191 nucleotides long. It is a transcript of the gene St3gal2, whose product is annotated as ST3 beta-galactoside alpha-2,3-sialyltransferase 2. Bases 1245 to 2297 code for a protein of 350 amino acids. NCBI's taxonomy places the organism in Eukaryota, Metazoa, Chordata, Mammalia, Rodentia, Muridae. The record is from RefSeq and is a predicted model, not a curated record. Gene Ontology annotation, molecular function: beta-galactoside (CMP) alpha-2,3-sialyltransferase activity. The transcript is spliced from 7 exons.
CUUUAGCUGGGCAGGGGUGGGGGGAGGGGCCGGGCUGAGCUGCAGCCUCGGCGCUCCGGGAGGGCAGGGCCAGGCAAGGGCGGGACUGGCCCGAGGCAGGCGGACUGGAGAGCGGUGAAGCUAACGGGUCCGGGCGCGGGAGGCGGCGGCAGUGUCGGCGGCAGCAGCUCUCUGCACGGGCGGAGGCGGCGGCAGGAGCGGCAGGCAUGGCCCGCGCGGCGCCCAGCGCAGACUGAGGGUCAUGCUGUGGCAGCCUGGCAUCUGACAGGUGAGGAAGAACCUGCCAGGGAUCACUGCUGGCAGGAGCCAAGGGCAGGACAGUCUCACCCCAGAAGCAGGGGCGGGGCAGGACAGCUGCUCUGCCAAGGCCAACAAUCCCAGGAAGGAGUCUAAAGUCCUAAUGAGGCGCUCCACGCAAGUUCCGUCCACCCACGUGGCUCAGAGUCCAGCGCCUUGCUGAGCAGUAGCUGUUCCCAGCUCCAGAGGGCCCCACAGCACGAGGAGGUGCUUCGUGAGGCACUGUGCCACUGCAGCUGGAGCCGCGAUCUCCAGGAGCAAGGACCAGCACCUCUGAUGGGAAGCAGCAGGCCAGACGCCACCGAGAAGGGCUUGGUUUUUGCAGCCCUGACGUCCAUGAAGAUCACUGGUUUUCUUUCUGGCCUUGAGUCGGGCUCUUUUUCCCUGGCCAAGGAGUUGGACCAGGACGGCCUGCAAGUGUGAAGAGGACUCGUGCGUGGCAUGCAGGCUCCCUGAAGCCCCUGUGCUCUCUGCCGUAAUCAGGGUUCCAGGGAUUCCCCACUGCAGGGGAGGAGGGGCUGCCUUAGCGUCUGCUCAUGAGCCACAAGGACCCAGACUGCUCCAGACUGGACCUUUUCAAGCCACCAAAGAGGGGGGUCCCUGGAGUUGGCAGCCAGCACCUACAAGGGACUAGAGGGCUGGUAUGGACUGACCUCUGCCUCGACAGGGUGGCAGAAGACGCAGAGCCUUUGUGGCCCAGCUAGUGACUGAGAGACCCGAUGAAGUUCUGAGCAGAGGCUCCAGUGGCUCAGGGACGGGGGGAGGGAGGGAGUCUAUUCCUGCUUUCUCUUUUUGUUGAGGGAAGGUGUGGCAAGAGUCCCCUGUCACACUUCGUGCCCCUAUGCCCUUUCUACGUGCUGCCAAAACAAGCAGGCUGCGUCGUGGCUGGCCCCGCAGGGGGCUGGGAAAGGAUUGGCCACGGUGACAGCUGCUCCGUGGCCAGCACCAUGAAGUGCUCCCUUCGGGUGUGGUUCCUCUCUAUGGCCUUCCUGCUGGUGUUCAUUAUGUCUCUGCUCUUCACCUACUCACACCACAGCAUGGCUACCUUGCCCUACCUGGACUCGGGGGCUCUGGGUGGCACACACCGGGUGAAGCUGGUACCGGGCUAUGCUGGACUACAGCGCCUUGGCAAGGAGGGGCUUUCGGGGAAAAGUUGUGCCUGUAGUCGCUGCAUGGGUGAUGCGGGCACCUCUGAAUGGUUUGACAGCCACUUCGAUGGUAACAUCUCACCUGUCUGGACCAGAGAUAACAUGAACCUGCCCCCGGAUGUCCAGCGGUGGUGGAUGAUGCUGCAACCCCAAUUCAAGUCACACAACACCAAGGAAGUGCUGGAGAAGUUGUUCCAGAUCGUGCCUGGCGAGAAUCCCUACCGCUUCCGGGACCCCCAGCAGUGCCUGCGCUGUGCUGUGGUCGGGAACUCGGGCAACCUCCGGGGCUCUGGCUAUGGGCAAGAAGUGGACAACCACAAUUUUAUCAUGAGGAUGAAUCAGGCACCGACUGUGGGCUUUGAGAAGGAUGUUGGCAGCCGAACAACUCACCAUUUCAUGUACCCGGAGAGUGCCAAGAACCUGCCUGCCAAUGUCAGCUUUGUGUUGGUGCCCUUCAAGGCCCUGGACCUGAUGUGGAUUGCCAGCGCCCUCUCCACAGGACAGAUCCGAUUCACCUAUGCCCCAGUGAAGUCCUUCCUUCGAGUGGACAAAGAGAAGGUCCAGAUUUACAACCCAGCCUUCUUCAAGUACAUCCAUGACAGGUGGACGGAGCACCAUGGCCGCUACCCUUCCACAGGAAUGCUGGUGCUCUUCUUUGCACUACACGUGUGUGAUGAGGUGAAUGUGUAUGGUUUCGGGGCCGACAGUCGAGGCAACUGGCACCACUACUGGGAGAACAACCGGUACGCGGGCGAGUUCCGGAAGACUGGCGUGCAUGACGCCGACUUCGAAGCCCACAUCAUUGACAUGCUGGCCAAGGCCAGCAAGAUCGAGGUCUACCGAGGGAACUGAGCAGCCCCGGGCGCCUACAGAACCAGUUACUUCGAGGUCGGCAAGUGCGGGUUGCCGCCCACCAAUCAGACUGCGCUGUCCCCAGCAACCAAUCAGUGCUGCAGUUGGGAGGAGCUUCUUUCUUAGCCAAUCAAGCAACUCAAGGAGAACUUCCGGCGCCCCCGUCUCCACCAAUCAUGGCCUUGGGAGGCGGCGGGCCUAGACCCCCUCCCCUAAACCUGCUUUGGAUGAGGAUUUAUCUGCUUUUUAAGAGGCUGGGCAGGGGCGCCUUGAACUGCUCAUUUCCAGCUUAGGUCUGAUGGGUGAGUGAAGCCCGCCAAAGAAAAGUGGUUCCGGUGAGACACUCUCCCACUCUCCAGGGCAUUCCGUGGCUCACCAGCUAGCAGGGGGUUGAAUUCACCCCUCAAUUGGGCUGACCUCCCCAGGGCCUCACUAGUGUCAGGAACGGGUAGGACGCUCCACCGGGUCACAUGCAAGGUGCUUCUCUCACGCGUGCCCUCACUCCUGUCCCCACCACCUUCUCAGCGUCUGUCUUUAGGUCCUGGGCCUCCUCUCCAGCUCACUUGUUGAUUUGGAGACAAAAUGAGACCUCUGCUGGUUUUGCACUCACACAUGGCCCAUGUCUUUAGCCCUAAGGCGAGAGCAAAACGGUUGGACAGUUGGCUGGAAAGGAGAGCCCUGAGCAUGUACCGUUUUCUUUCAUUGUCACCCCAAAGAGGAGCAGGCAGCCUCUUGUUGGGGAUAGGAUUUGCUUUGGACUCAUGCUUUAGUUACCCUCAAGCUGCUGGGGAUGGCUGGCCAACCAAGAUUGCUUGACAAUUCUUUGCGGGCCUUGCAGACGGCUCGGCGCUUUGCUGGGGAGGAGGAGCGGAUUGGUGGCUGCCAUGCAUGGCUCCUCCUGUCCGCACCUUUACCCUGCUUACCCGCCUGUUCUAACCUACUUUCCAGCUUCUAAAAGGCUGGUGAGUCAAGAAUCGGGUUACAACUGGAAGCUACUUGCUUGACCCAGGUCACAGUUGAGGUUCAUUGGGAGAAAGGGCUUCAGUGGAUGUCUCAGGCCCAAGAAAACACUUCCCUGCAGUAUCCACAUAAAUAUUCCCCAUUCUUAAUGAGUUGACAUUACCGAGCAGCCUCCUGGUUAGGAGACAGUCACACAUACGGGAGAGUGUUAAGAGGUUUGGGAUGAGGCAACAAGUACCCCUAAAAACUAAUACAUGGAGAACUUUGCUUGAGUCUGUUCCUUCCCAGUUUCAAAAGCACGCGUGGAGGAAAAGGGUAUGCUGAGCUGGGCUGUAGCAGACCCUCUCAGGGCUCUAAGCAUCGUGCAGAGUCACGGUACCAGUUCUUGCCUGUCUCAUCUCCGCUGUCUCAAGAAGCUGCUGUGAUGAACAGUGGAAAAGCAAUGCAAUUAUGCCAAACAGUAUUGAGAAGAAUAAUUUAUUUUUCUUCCCUUUGUUUUGUUUAAACCAUGAAUCCCCAUUCUAGAAAAGGUAGGUCUCAGCACCCAUAUCUUUUUCUUCUAGAGUUAAACAUUCAAUUCUUCCCUCUGUUUCUUUUCCUGAAUUAAAAAGAACAAAGCCCAUAGAGUCACUCAUCUGUUCUGCACUGUACCAUCCUAGGUGUUUGUGCCGAGGUGAGGACGUUUGGGAGAACAGAGCAGUUCUGAUAGCCUCUUACGGAGCCUAGUUCAUGAGCCCUGUUCUCUGACGUCCCCCCAAAGGACUCUGAGUAUUAUGGUUAAAAAAAAAUCAAUUUAUUAUGCCAGGCAUGGUGGCAUGUGCCUUUAAUCCUAGCAGUUGGGAGGCUGAGGCAGGAAAAUAAGUUAAAGGCUAGCCUCAGCUAUAUGGUAACUUUAAAGCUAACCUGGGCUACAAGGAGAAAAGGGGGAGCAAAAACUAAUUCGCUGUCCCCUCUAUGGAUUCCUCUAAAAGGGUAAUGACUUGGGAAGAAUUUCUGGGUUCCCUGAAAUGGCCUUUUGUAAACACAGGGCUUUACUUCGGGCUUGUGUUGGCUCAUCUCAGCACCUAUAAAGCAGUCCUUUCCCUGCGACUCUGCUGAGUUCUCUGGAGUUCUGACAGUUUUCUGUUUAGCCCAACCAUACUAUAUGUGGCCCACAGCGUGUUGCCAGUACAUGGUGCUAUGCAAAGGAACAGUUCCCUGGGAGAGCUGCUGGGGGCACAGUGCCUCUCUGAGCUUUGCCUAUCACUAAGGAUAAAGGCUUAAAUAAAUUUCAGUAGGGUAACUGGAAAAUGGGGUUUGGGGUGGGGACAUUGAGCCUGCACCUUAAACCACUCACUAAAAUAGGUGUCACCUGGAUUUCAGAACUAAAUUUAAAAACCCCGUGGGUAGUAGCUUUUUUUUUUUGUUUGUUUUGUUUUGUUUUUUUUUGUCUUUUAUUGUAUUGCCCUGGCUGUCCUAGAACUCAUACUACAGACCAGGCUGGCCUGGAACUCAGAAAUCCUCCUGCCUCUGCCUCCCAAGUGAUGGGAUCACAGGUGUGCAUCAUCACUGUCCAGAUAGAUUACUUCCCCCACCCCAGGUGUUGUGACUCAUUCUUCAGUCUUAGGGAGGGUGAGGAGGUAUACCAAACUUGCUUUGAUUUUUCUGAGAGCAGGGCUGUCUUGUACCUAUGCUCUGCAGACCAGACUGGUCUCAAAUUCCUUAGGAAUCCAUCAGUUCUGCCUCCUGAGUUCGAAGGGAUUUGCUAUUUCACAAAAAACUAACAGACACCAGACACUUUACAGGUGAUAACCUGGUCCAUGGGGUUUUGCCCUCUGGUGGUUUAACUCUUCUGUGAUGGCUUCUGAGACUGGAGCAAGUCUAUUCUGUUAAAAUAGGAGACCAGUGUAGAGGGCAGCAUUAGUUUUAUGUUCAUAGACAGAACCAAUCUAUCAGGACGCCAUGAGGGUCGCUGGGUGGACUUUGCUAUGGCCAGGGAUGAGCCACUUUUGCUCCAUUCUUAGUCCACAGACUAUCUGCCUUGUGGUUUGCUUUUUUGAGACAGGAUUUCUCUUUGCAGACUAGGCUGGCCUCAAACCCAGAGAUCUGUCCGCCUGUUUUGAAAGUGCUGGAGUGUGCUACCACUACCCCACUAUCUGCCCACUCCUUUUGUUUUGUUGUUUUUGUUUGUAUUGUUUUUUUGGAUUUGUUUUUUUCGAGACAGGGUUUCUCUGUAUAGCCCUGGCUGUCCUGGAACUCACUCUGUAGACCAGGCUGGCCUCGAACUCAGAAAUCGGCCUGCCUCUGCCUCCCAGAGUGCUGGGAUUACAGGCGUGCGCCACCACCGCCCGGCUACCCACUCCUUUUUUAACUUUAUAUGCGUUGGUGUUUUGCCUGCAUGAGUCAGGUCCCCUGAAGCCAGAGUUACAGUUCUGGGCUGCCAUGAGAGUCUGGGAAUUGACUCUGGAUCCUCUGGAAGAGCAACAACUGGUGUCAGCUGUUGAGCUGUCUCUCCAGCCCUUUCUGCCUUGUUUUUAAGAUAUAAGUUCUUCAUUUUCAGUGAACAUUUAGGUGAGUUGCAGGCGGUAGCUAUUGUUCCACCUAGUUUUGUGCCCUCACUCCUUUUCCCUUUCUUUGAAACUUCCCCACAGCCCUCAAAUGCCUGCACACACCACACAGGGACACACACACACUCAUCCAAGGCUGAAACUCUAGCCUACAUUCACCUUUCUGUGGAACCCAAAAUAUUUCAGAUCCAAAAGAGCGUCUAAACAUGUUUUCUUUUUCCUUUCUCUGAAUUCUGGGCUCCACUGUCUAGGUUCACAGGUGAGCACCGAUACACCAGCCAUCCUAAGAUCUAGAUGAACAUAAAAAUGACUCUAGUUCUGUUUUGGAGCCACAUUCUCUUAAUGUAGCUCUGGAUGUUCCGGAAAUAAAGAGGUCUUGCCACCAUCA